Nannospalax galili (Upper Galilee mountains blind mole rat) is the source of this 4611-nucleotide messenger RNA. RefSeq names its product ATP binding cassette subfamily C member 9 (gene Abcc9). NCBI's taxonomy places the organism in Eukaryota, Metazoa, Chordata, Mammalia, Rodentia, Spalacidae. Gene Ontology annotation, cellular component: membrane. Gene Ontology annotation, molecular function: sulfonylurea receptor activity; ATP hydrolysis activity; ABC-type transporter activity. The record is from RefSeq and is a predicted model, not a curated record. Gene Ontology annotation, biological process: transmembrane transport; potassium ion transport.
AGAUAUGUCUUCUUCAUGAAUCCUCAGAAAGUAAAGCCUCCUGAAGAUCUCCAGGAUCUGGGUGUGAGAUUUCUUCAGCCAUUUGUGAAUUUACUGUCAAAAGCAACAUACUGGUGGAUGAACACACUUAUCAUAUCCGCUCACAAGAAGCCUAUUGAUCUGAAGGCAAUUGGAAAAUUGCCCAUAGCCAUGAGGGCAGUAACCAAUUAUGUCUGCCUGAAGGAUGCUUACGAAGAGCAAAAGAAGAAAGUAGCAGAUCGUCCGAAUCGGACCCCGUCCAUAUGGCUGGCCAUGUACAGAGCUUUUGGGCGACCGAUUCUACUGAGCAGCACAUUCCGAUACCUGGCUGACUUACUGGGUUUUGCUGGCCCUCUCUGUAUUUCUGGGAUAGUCCAGCGUGUGAAUGAAACCAAGAAUGGGACAAAUAAUGCAAAUGGAAAAACGAAUGAGAUUCUGAAAGGCAUCAAGCUCCUGAAGCUGUAUGCCUGGGAGAACAUUUUCUGCAGAAGUGUGGAAGAGACCAGGAUGAAGGAGCUGUCCAGCCUCAAAACCUUUGCGCUCUAUACGUCACUCUCCAUCUUCAUGAAUGCAGCAAUCCCCAUAGCGGCUGUUCUCGCUACAUUUGUGACACAUGCGUAUGCCAGUGGGAACAAUCUGAAGCCUGCUGAGGCCUUUGCUUCUCUGUCUCUCUUCCACAUCCUUGUCACACCUCUGUUCUUGCUGUCCACAGUGGUCCGAUUCGCAGUCAAAGCCAUCAUAAGUGUUCAGAAGCUGAAUGAGUUUCUCCUGAGUGAUGAGAUUGGCGAUGACAGCUGGAGGACGGGGGAGGGUGCAUUGACUUUGGAGUCCUGUAAGAAGCACAUUGGGGCGCAGUCAAAACCAAUAAACAGGAAGCAGCCUGGGAGAUACCACCUGGACAGCUUUGAGCAAUGCCGACGUCUUCGCCCUACAGAGACAGAGGAUAUUGCAAUAAAGGUGACAGAUGGGUACUUUUCAUGGGGCAGUGGCUUAGCUACAUUAUCCAAUAUAGACAUUCGAAUUCCAACAGGCCAGUUAACCAUGAUCGUGGGCCAAGUGGGAUGUGGGAAAUCCUCCCUUCUCCUUGCCAUCCUCGGAGAGAUGCAGACCCUGGAAGGCAAAGUUCACUGGAGCAAUGUAAAUGAAUCUGAGCCUUCCUUUGAAGCAACCAGAAGCAGGAACAGGUACUCUGUGGCUUAUGCAGCUCAAAAGCCUUGGCUACUAAAUGCUACAGUCGAGGAAAAUAUUACUUUUGGAAGUCCUUUCAACAGACAGAGGUACAAAGCUGUCACCGAUGCCUGCUCUCUUCAGCCAGACAUUGAUUUAUUACCGUUUGGAGACCAAACCGAAAUUGGAGAGAGGGGCAUCAACCUGAGUGGGGGGCAGAGGCAGAGAAUCUGUGUGGCUCGUGCUCUUUACCAAAACACCAACAUAGUCUUCUUGGAUGACCCUUUCUCAGCCCUGGAUAUCCACUUAAGUGAUCACUUAAUGCAGGAGGGAAUUCUAAAAUUUCUCAAAGAAGAUAAGAGAACACUUGUUCUUGUGACUCACAAAUUGCAGUAUCUGACCCAUGCUGACUGGAUCAUAGCCAUGAAAGAUGGAAGUGUGUUAAGAGAAGGGACUUUGAAGGACAUUCAAACCAAAGAUGUUGAGCUUUAUGAGCACUGGAAAACUCUUAUGAAUCGACAGGACCAAGAAUUAGAAAAGGACAUGGAAGCUGACCAAACAACUUUAGAGAGGAAAACUCUCCGAAGAGCCAUGUAUUCAAGAGAAGCCAAAGCUCAGAUGGAAGAUGAAGAUGAAGAGGAAGAAGAGGAGGAAGAUGAUGAUGACAACAUGUCAACUGUGAUGAGGCUGAGGACCAAGAUGCCCUGGAAAACCUGCUGGUGGUAUCUCACAUCUGGGGGGUUCUUCCUGCUCUUCCUGAUGAUCUUCUCCAAGCUUUUAAAGCACUCAGUGAUUGUGGCUAUAGACUACUGGCUGGCUACGUGGACAUCAGAGUACAAUAUAAACAACACUGGAAAAGCUGACCAGACUUUCUAUGUGGCCGGGUUUAGCAUCCUCUGUGGAGCUGGAAUUUUCCUUUGCCUGGUCACGUCUCUGACUGUAGAAUGGAUGGGUCUCACAGCUGCCAAGAAUCUCCACCAUAAUCUUCUCAAUAAGAUAAUUCUUGGGCCAAUAAGGUUCUUUGAUACCACACCCCUGGGAUUGAUUCUCAACCGCUUUUCCGCUGAUACUAAUAUCAUCGACCAGCACAUCCCUCCAACCUUGGAAUCCUUGACACGCUCCACCCUGCUGUGCCUGUCUGCCAUUGGCAUGAUCUCCUAUGCCACACCCGUGUUCCUCGUUGCUCUCGUGCCCCUGGGAGUCGCCUUCUACUUUAUCCAGAAAUACUUCCGAGUUGCCUCUAAGGACCUCCAAGAACUUGAUGACAGCACCCAACUCCCUCUGCUUUGCCACUUUUCAGAAACAGCUGAAGGACUCACCACCAUCCGGGCCUUUAGGCAUGAAACCAGAUUCAAGCAACGUAUGCUGGAGCUCACAGACACGAACAACAUUGCUUACUUGUUCCUCUCUGCUGCCAAUAGAUGGCUGGAGGUCAGGACGGACUACUUAGGUGCCUGCAUUGUCCUCACAGCAUCUAUCACAUCCAUUAGUGGAUCUUCCAAUUCGGGUCUGGUGGGCCUGGGUCUCCUGUAUGCCCUUACGAUAACCAAUUAUUUGAAUUGGGUUGUAAGGAACUUGGCUGACCUGGAGGUCCAGAUGGGUGCAGUGAAGAAAGUGAACAGUUUCUUGACCAUGGAGUCGGAGAAUUAUGAAGGCACUAUGGAUCCCUCUCAAGUCCCAGAGCACUGGCCACAGGAAGGGGAGAUUAAGAUCCAUGAUCUGUGUGUCAGAUACGAAAAUAACCUGAAGCCUGUUCUGAAACACGUCAAGGCUUACAUCAAACCUGGGCAGAAGGUGGGCAUCUGCGGGCGCACCGGCAGUGGAAAGUCAUCCCUGUCUCUGGCUUUCUUCAGGAUGGUUGACAUAUUUGAUGGCAAGAUUGUCAUCGAUGGGAUAGACAUUUCCAAACUCCCCCUGCACACGCUACGUUCAAGGCUGUCCAUCAUUCUACAGGAUCCGAUCCUUUUCAGUGGCUCUAUCAGAUUCAACUUAGAUCCAGAGUGCAAGUGCACAGACGACCGACUCUGGGAGGCUCUAGAAAUCGCCCAGCUGAAGAAUAUGGUCAAGUCCCUUCCAGGAGGUCUGGACGCAGUUGUCACUGAAGGUGGGGAGAAUUUCAGCGUUGGACAGAGGCAGCUGUUCUGCCUGGCUAGGGCCUUUGUACGGAAGAGCAGCAUUCUCAUUAUGGACGAGGCCACGGCCUCCAUUGACAUGGCCACGGAAAACAUUUUGCAGAAAGUAGUAAUGACCGCGUUUGCAGACCGCACCGUUGUAACCAUAGCACACCGGGUUCACACCAUCCUGACGGCUGACCUGGUCAUUGUGAUGAAGCGAGGGAACAUUUUGGAAUAUGACACUCCGGAAAGCCUCUUGGCCCAGGAAGAUGGAGUCUUUGCCUCCUUCGUUCGUGCAGACAUGUGAAAGGAUGGCUAUCAGUGGCACACAUACUCAGAGGAACACAAUCCCCACAUACCUACGAGAUCUUCGGCUUAACCUUUGUAGGAUGGCACCUUAUGCUUUUACAGAGUUUUGUACCAGAAGUUGACAUUUCCGUUUCUUAGUUUUGUGUAACAGGUUUCUAGGAUAUCACUUCUUAGUAGAUUCAUCACGGGUGUAUUCCUAAUGAUCAAGCCACUGUGGAAUAUGUAUUAAGACUGUAAGCUACAGUAAGAAGUAAAUUGGUUUGUGUUAAGUGUGGUAAACAUCUCUCAAGCAGACAAUUUGAAAUGAGUCAUGAGCACUACCAUGUUCUUUAUUGAUUAGAGAAUUUCAUACAAUGUAUUUUGAUUAUAGUCAGAGCCUUCCCCCUUCACCCCCACUACCCCUACUUCAUCUUCUCUUUUAGUAUUUAUCUUUUUUUAAGGCCUAUUGAGUCUGCGUUUCCCAAGUUCUCUUAGGUGUGGAUCUAUCUCUUGUAGUCUGGUCAGCCAACCAGAUGUCUCACCAGUAAGAAAAACUUAACUCUCCUUUGAGUCUACUGCUGAUGGAUGCUCAGACAGAGCUGGGGCUUCCUGCCCACCUCCCUCAUCCAUGCUGGGCCCCUGUCUGCAUGGGGUUACACAGUUCUUAUGCAUACUGUCAUAAGUUCUGUGGGUUCGUGUCUUGGGAAAAUGUGCCCACUGGUGUGACAUUGGCAUGAAUGUUAUGGGAGUAACCAACCACCUUCUAAUUGGAUGUAAGCCCACUUCGCAAUAGGCAGUCCAUACCUGACACUGUUCUCAGGUCUAAGAACCUGUGACUAGAUAGGUCACAGGCCAGUGGGGAGAGUCUAGUACAAUCAUUCUGCUAAAUAGACAUAAUAUUAAACUGAUUCAUGAUAACUUCUUAUACCCAUAAAUUAGUGCAGCUCUCCGCUCACCAGAGAAGAGUUUUCUUAUAAGUGAUUGUGAUUAACACAGAGACCCACAAAUAGUCCAUGUGCAGAGA